AUGCUGCCGAACAAUGAGGUUCGCGUUUCCCGUCCGCGGAUGGUUCAAUCCGCGGUCCCGCGCGACAUCACCGCUGAAUUCACAGACGCUGCAUCAAAGCUAAAUGGUGGCCAGCUCGUGAAAGAUGAAAUGUUCACGCUAUUCGAAGCAGUGGGCGCACUGGAGAUUAUGGACUCCAAAAUGGAUAGCGGCUAUAUUGCACCCGGCGAAAAUCUUGCGCAGGCGCUCGAAGACGACUACGAUGUACGACAGCCAUUGACACCAGAGGAGGUUGUGGGCUUGAUGGACCAGCUGCUGUGCCAUGAGGUGGCAUGGCAUAAGGGGCAUCCUCUGUCACAAACGCUCUUCACGUCCAUCUACCUCGACAAAUUAUUGUUGCCAGCACCUCGAACGAUGGAGAACGCUCGUUUUGAUCAUGUUCCAAGUGAUUCUCCUUGGGUCAGUCUUGUGCUGCGAGCAUACUGUCUUGCUCUGGUUAAAUCAUGCGACCUGGUCCACGCCCGGGUGGCCACUGAAUAUUAUUAUGAGGAGGAGGAUUUUGUCAGUCAAUUAUACAACCGGAACCUGCUAUCUUCAUUCCACAUUUCCCACUUCCACCGUCUGCUGGACCAGGCGGUUGCCUGGGUUGGAGACCAGACCGACAUUGAUGAGAAGCUCAAAGAAGCCGUCCGAUGCAGGUUACUCUUCCGACACGAGCUCUUGUCUGCAUUGUUUCAAGACCUUGAGGUUCUCGAAACCAGGUCGACGGAAAAUUUUGCGUCAUGUAUAGCUCAUCUGGGUUCCUUGACCGAAUCUGUAUCGCUAGGGAAGCCAGUACCGGAGGCAUUCAGCUUAAAAAUCCAGCGCAAGCUGGCGAGCACUGUGCCACCUCGUCCAAUGGUCAAUAUUAGCCAUGAUGAUGCCUUCGCUCACAUGAAGCGAUUGUGCCAGGAUGCGAUAGACAUGCAGCAGAUGCUUGACUACCGCGGUCCCAGCAAUUUCAAAACUGCUGUCUGGACUUUGCUUUCCCGAAAGCCGCAACCCUCGAUCUACAUUCGCUGUCUCCUUCAAGCAUUGAUUGUCAGCAAUAUGACCAUUCUUGGUGCUGUGCCUGUCAAGGACUUCUUGUAUGACGACUUGGCGGAACUCGUAUUGCCUGCUAGCAUUCUACUUGAGGCCAAUACCGACGACGUCGAAAUGCCCUCUGAUCCUCGGUUCCAGAUUGCACAGAAGAUGGAUGGCUUUUUAAAAAGAUUCGCCCAACCCUUCGUGGAUACUGUGCGAUGCGCUUGUAUGAACCGUUGUCGUAUCAGACGGACGAUUUGCCAUACCAUUGUCGAUUGGGAUAAUCUGCAAAUUGAGGCUGAAGAACUUGAUCUUGAGCUUCGUACCUUGAGCGCAGAACCACCAUUGCAAUUCCAAGGCGGCGAGCCGACUUGGUCUUUCCCAUUGAGCAGUUGGGCAUACAACCAAAAGCUUGUUCAAUUCCGACUCAUUCUUCAGAUGGGCUUUGAGCUCUCGAUCUAUUCCCCAGAAGAGCUACCGGGCAUGUACUGGUAUCUCUCGCAUAUCUGCUCAACUCACCUUGGCCACAUUGAUCGCAUUCGCACGUUCACGGUCGCGGCAAGAAAGCGAGACUUGAUGUCUGCUGGCACACGCACCGGAGGCUCUUCUCAGAAGGCAUCCGCCUUCCACAAAUCAUUCCAUGCUCUGGAGAGACUGACCACCCACAUCAUUGCGGUCGAUGCCUUUGCAAUUGCCUUGCAUGCAUUAUAUGUGGUUCUGGCUCGACACAAUGUGCUCCCGUCCGCCUCUUCUCCACAGGCCUAUUCUAGCGACCGCCUCCGCUACGAAAUCCGCAUGAAGCCAUUUAUCCCCAUCACGUUGCCUGAGCUUGUUCCUUACGAUGAAUACAAGCGCGAGGCAGCCCUCGAGGGCGAUUCAGACAUAAUGAUCCUGGAACGCGCCUCCAAGGCAAUCACUGAAGCUAGAAAGGCAUGGGAGGCUACCCUUGCUAACGGUGCCUUCAUCGAUGACCCCUCCACUCCGACUCAGCCGGCUCCUGUAGCCAUUGAAGAGGAUUGGAAGCGUGAUAUCAAGGAUACCAUGCGCGCCUGUAUUGGUACCAGCCUUACCAUUGAGGCGGUCAAAAAGGCACUCGCGACCUCCUCGACCGAGACCCACCCUCUCAACUUGGAGGUUGUUGUUCCUGAAGUUGGCUCCAAGACUCGAUGGCAUGAUUGGUGGGUGGUACCCCAGAUUUCCGAGAAGAAGUAG
Penicillium nucicola is the source of this 2256-nucleotide messenger RNA. Its product is annotated as N-alpha-acetyltransferase 35, NatC auxiliary subunit. NCBI's taxonomy places the organism in Eukaryota, Fungi, Ascomycota, Eurotiomycetes, Eurotiales, Aspergillaceae. Gene Ontology annotation, cellular component: NatC complex. Gene Ontology annotation, biological process: N-terminal peptidyl-methionine acetylation. The coding region runs from base 1 to 2256 and encodes 751 amino acids. The record is from RefSeq and is a predicted model, not a curated record. The transcript has 7 exons.